AUUUGUGUGGGAGAUGCGAAAAUAUAAGAAGACGGCGGCACCCUGGACCAAAUUAUAUAUCGUCCGCAACCCUUAGAUUUUGAGAAUGAAGUCGACGAUUAUUCUCCUCGGCAUUGCAGCGUUUCUUACUCACGUAAAAGCCGAAACCGAAUGCGAAAAACACCGAAAGAGAGAACUGGAUCACCAAGCUAUAGGAUUAGUCAUCCCGGAAUGUGACGAAAAUGGCGAUUACCAAGGACUUCAAUGUCACAAGGAUCAUAGUUUUUGUCAGUGUUGGGACAAGAAGGGUCAUCCCCUGACUUCACCGUCCAGAAAAAUCAAAGCUUGCCAAUGCGUUAGAGAUAAAGUUUCCGCCGAAAAAGACAAUUUAGUGGGUUCUUACGUCCCUCAGUGCAGAGUCGACGGAACGUACGAACGAAUGCAAUGUUGGGCCAGCACGGGAGCUUGUUGGUGCGUGGAUAAAGACGGCAACAAACUUACGAAAGAGACGAGAAAUAAAAUCGAAUGCCAAGAAUAGCUAUUAUUUGUAUUCCGAACACAAGUUGCUUAACAAAUUUAUAACGAAAACCGCAGUUAAAAUAUCGACUAUCUUAUAAUUGACGGAAUGUACGAAAAAUGCAUUUUUCAAAUUAUUUGUAAAGUUAUUUUUAUAAUUGUACAACACUUAAAAUAAAGUCGAACAAUAGAGACUCGUAGGUUGUAAAUAACGUUUAAGCGUGUCAUUUCUAUUGCCAGACCGGUUUGGGAUAAGGACCAAUAAAAGCUGCGUUUACACUAGUUACACAGAGGGCUGG
Molecule: messenger RNA, 794 nt
Organism: Centruroides sculpturatus (bark scorpion)
Lineage: Eukaryota; Metazoa; Arthropoda; Arachnida; Scorpiones; Buthidae
Product: U24-ctenitoxin-Pn1a-like
Exons: 5
Coding region: 86-517 (143 amino acids)
Source: RefSeq, a predicted model, not a curated record